This is a messenger RNA of Leptonychotes weddellii (Weddell seal), 2239 nucleotides long. Lineage: Eukaryota; Metazoa; Chordata; Mammalia; Carnivora; Phocidae. The record is from RefSeq and is a predicted model, not a curated record.
AUCAACUCAACUGCAAGAAAUUUGCUGCUAACGUGCCUGGGUAGAGCUGUCCUAAUUGAUGAUGUGCUUUCCUUCAACUCCAGUGUUUGGAAAAGGCGACCACCAGGAGAGACAAACCAAAGACCCUUCUCCCUAUCAGUACCGGAAGCCUGCGGUUGAGCUGCUGGAUCUGGACACCAUGGAGGACAGCGCUGAGAUAAAAGCGGGAGCGAACACUUCCAUGGCUUCCUGGAUUCAGAGUCACCUGACUGCCCACGGGAAGAGGGUCAGCAGAGCCCUCAGUUACAUCACAGGGGAGAUGAAGGAGUGCGGCGAGGGGCUUAAAGACAAAUCCCCAGUGUUCCAGUUCCUCGACUGGGUCCUGCGGGGCACGUCGCAGGUGAUGUUUGUGAACAACCCCCUCAGCGGCAUCCUCAUUGUGCUUGGCCUCUUCGUCCAGAACCCCUGGUGGGCCAUCUCGGGCUGCUUGGGCACUGUUGUGUCCACUUUGACAGCCCUCAUCCUGAGCCAGGACAGGUCGGCCAUCGCGGCAGGACUCCACGGCUACAACGGGGUGCUGGUGGGGCUGCUGAUGGCCGUGUUCUCAGACAAAGGCAACUAUUACUGGUGGCUUCUGCUCCCCGUCAUCAUGAUGUCCAUGUCGUGCCCCAUCCUCUCCAGUGCCCUGGGGACCAUCUUCAGCAAGUGGGACCUCCCGGUCUUCACGCUGCCCUUCAACAUAGCCGUGACCCUCUACCUGGCAGCCACCGGCCACUACAACCUCUUCUUCCCCACUACGCUGCUGCAGCCUGCAUCCUCCACACCCAACAUCACCUGGUCAGAGGUCCAAGUGCCCUUGCUUCUGAGAGCCAUCCCCGUAGGAAUUGGCCAGGUCUACGGCUGUGACAACCCCUGGACUGGAGGCAUUUUCCUCAUAGCUCUGUUCAUCUCGUCCCCUCUCAUUUGCUUGCACGCUGCGAUCGGCUCCACUGUGGGGAUGUUAGCAGCCCUCACUAUCGCGACGCCCUUGGACUCCAUCUACUUCGGCCUGGGCGGCUUCAACAGCACGCUGGCCUGCAUCGCCAUAGGGGGCAUGUUCUACGUCCUGACCUGGCAGACGCACGUCCUGGCCGUCGCCUGCGCCCUGUUCGCGGCCUACCUGGGCGCCGCCCUGGCUAACGUGCUCUCCGUGUUUGGACUGCCACCAUGCACCUGGCCCUUCUGCCUCUCGGCGCUCACCUUCCUGCUCCUAACAACCAACAACCCCGCCAUCUAUAAGCUUCCGCUCAGCAAAGUCACCUACCCAGAGGCCAACCGCAUCUACUACUUAUCCCAGGAGAAAAACAGAAGAGCAUCAACCAUAACAAAGUACCAGGCCUAUGAUGUCUCCUAGACUGCCUUUUCCAAAACAUGUCACUGUACAUUCAGCCUUCAGCAGGUUGUCCAGGUCUCCAGGCUGAAGACCAUGCAACCUCCCUUUCUGUCUGUUCUGCGAUUUUCCCCUUAAGCAAGCCUACACCCUAGUUAUUCCCCCACAUAAGGACAAACGUGUGUAGUCACCAUUUAGGGACCUCUCAUUUCUAAGAUGUACAACACUUAUCAAAGAUACAGUUAGUUUAGACUUCAUACCCAUAGCUCACUCCAGAAGAGCUCCCUUUGAGGUGAUUUGCCCUCCUCUGCAAAAUAAGUCACAUCCCUAAAAAGAACUCAUCAAGAAGGAGACAGAGAUUGGUAGCAUGGGCCUCCAACUCAGGCAUGUCAUGGAGCCGUGCACAGUACCAGGGAACAUGCAUCAACCUGGAGGGUGAUGGGAUGGUUCUGCCCCAGCCCUGCCUCUAGUGAGCUCCUGCCAUCUUGAGUGAGCACAUCCCUGCUCUCAGCCUUGACUUCCUAGUUUCAUGACAGGGAGGGACUCUACAGUUCUCCCACAUCAGAAGUGUUGAUUCUUCUCUCUCUCUCCCAUAAACUGAUGAAAUCAGCAUGACCAUCAAGUAAUUACUUUGAGUAAAUAAUAGAUGGAGGGCUUCCCUGGAGAAGAGGCAGGAAAACGUUAAUAUUCUGAGAUUUGUUCUUGAGUCACAAGCAGAUACUCUCCAGACUUGGUGUUAGGAAACUAAAGUCACUGGAAAUGCCAACAUGCCUUCCUUUACAAAAUAGAAAUAUUUCUGGAAAUGUCAUAAGAUGAAAACUGAUCUUUUUCAACAUUCAAAUCAUGUUUUAAACCAAUGUAUUUUCUUUGAUAGUAUUCAUAAGCAUUCUC